Sorex araneus (European shrew) is the source of this 2005-nucleotide messenger RNA. RefSeq names its product nuclear assembly factor 1 ribonucleoprotein (gene NAF1). The record is from RefSeq and is a predicted model, not a curated record. The coding region runs from base 203 to 1636 and encodes 477 amino acids. NCBI's taxonomy places the organism in Eukaryota, Metazoa, Chordata, Mammalia, Eulipotyphla, Soricidae. Gene Ontology annotation, cellular component: sno(s)RNA-containing ribonucleoprotein complex. Gene Ontology annotation, molecular function: RNA binding. Gene Ontology annotation, biological process: box H/ACA snoRNP assembly; pseudouridine synthesis; ribosome biogenesis. The transcript has 8 exons.
UGGCCCCGCCCCCACGGCGCGCUGACGUCACGCCGCGCUCGACGCUCUCCCGGAAGCGCCGCCGAGUAAACGGCGGGGGCGUGUCCGCAGGUGUGUCCGCGUGGAGGGGCCCCAGGAACGCGCCGCCCGCGGCCGUGCCCGUCCCGCGCUGGCGUCUGCCCGGUGAUCCGCGCCAGACGUUUCCGGCCUUCGGCGUGACCCCAUGGAAGUCGGGGAGGCCGCCGCGGCUCCGCCGGACCCGCCGCGAUGCAACGGCCUGGGCUCGGGGGCUGACCCGGGUCCGGCGGCGGCGUCCCCGGACCCGGUUCCCCACCCGGAGCCCCCGCCGCCGCUGCAGGCCGCCGGGGAGGCCCCGGGCCCCGGGCAGGCCCCGGGCACGCAGCUCGCGCCCCUCACCGGUGUCCCCGGCGACACCUGCGUCAUCCACCCCGGCGCCCCGCGGCUGGCACGCCCCGAGGCGCCCCUGGACACCUCGGACUCCGACUCGGACUCGGACUCGGACUCGGACAGUGAAACAGAUUCAGAUAGCUCAAGCUCCUCCUCUUCCUCAUCGUCUUCAUCAUCUUCCUCCUCCCACAUGUCACUUCCUCUAGUGUUGUCAGAUGGAGAGGAUGACUUACAAGUUGAGAAGGAAAAUAAGACUUUUCCUCUAAAGACAAAAGAUGAGUUGCUUCUUAACGAGCUACCUUCUGUUGAAGAACUCACUAUUAUACUGCCUGAAGACAUUGAAUUACAGCCUCUUGGGACAGUUUCAAGUAUUAUUGAACAAUUAGUAAUAAUUGAAUCUAAGACUAACCUUCCUCCAGUUAAUGAGGACACUGUAAUUUUUAAAAGUGAUCGACAGGCAGCAGGAAAGAUAUUUGAGAUAUUUGGUCCUGUUGCACAUCCAUUUUAUGUGUUACGAUUUAACUCUUCAGAGCACAUCGAGAGUAAAGGUAUAAAAAUAAAGGAUACUAUGUACUUUGCUCCAUCAACAAAAGAUUUUACUCAAUAUAUAUUCACAGAAAAACUUAAACAGGAUAGAGGAUCAGAUGCAUCGUGGAAGAAUGAUCAGGAGCCACCACCAGAGGCCUUAGAUUUUAGUGAUGAUGAAAAGGAGAAAGAAGCCAAACAAAGGAAAAAAUCUCAGGUCCAAGGCAGGAAAAAAUUCAGAACGGAAUUUAAUGAAUCAGGUGAAGACAACUCAGAAGUCCAUCAGAACCUGAACGCUCACGGCUUGCCUGCAGAGCACCCCAAAGGAUUCCACAGUCGAGACUUCACACGAGGAUUUUCCCGGGGAAGAUACCCCCAGCCUGGCCACGGCAGGCCCCCGACUCGGCAGUUUUACAGCUCGGAGCAGCUGGUAGCUCAGGACACUUCCGGAUUCCCAAGUCAGAGUCAGGAGAACCCCGUCCUGACACCGUACCCCUUUCCCCCGCCGGUGUUUGACAUGCACAGGUUCCCGUUCCCCCCGCCGCCCCCUCCCCCGCCCCCUUUCCCCCCUGCACCUGGAAACAUGGUGUGGCCAGCCCCUAACCUGGCCACUCACCCGUUACUCCCCUUACCAUACUCCUUGCCCCCGCCGCCUCCCCCCCCACCCCUGCCUGCCCCUCCAUCUGCUGGAGAGAGUAAUUGUCAUUUCGGGCCUUACUAUUAGGUAUAUAUAUAUAUAUAUAUAUAUAUAUAUAUAUAUAUAUAUAUAUAUAUAUAUACACAUUUCUAGAGAAAUGUAGGCUUUUUUAUAUUAUUUGGGACAGGGUUUUUCUUGGUUUUUUUUUUUUUUUUUGUAUUUUAAGAAAGGAAUUAUGGAGCUAGAUUUUUAAAACAAUGUAAAAUACAGAAUGAUAGACUCCUUCAGUUGUAAACUGGUAUAUAUUUGUUACAUUUGUGAAAUUGUAUCUGUACAAAAAUCUCUCUUGAACUUCCUGGAGGGAAAAUCCCACUAAGUAAUAUAUAAAACUGUGACUCCCUCCCUGCUCAAUGAAAUAAUAUAUAUUGGUAUAAAAUAAAGAUCUUGAGCAACUUU